Molecule: messenger RNA, 531 nt
Organism: Cryptomeria japonica (Japanese cedar)
Lineage: Eukaryota; Viridiplantae; Streptophyta; Pinopsida; Cupressales; Cupressaceae
Product: germin-like protein 1-1
Exons: 2
Coding region: 1-531 (176 amino acids)
Cellular component (GO): cell wall
Molecular function (GO): manganese ion binding
Source: RefSeq, a predicted model, not a curated record
AUGCCAUUUCCGAUCAUCGAGCACCGAUUUGAGCGAGUCCGUCGGUACCAGUGCCCAGCCGACUAUGGACCAGCGGCAGGGAACACCGACAAUGCAGUGGGCUCAAAUGUAACGAUGGCCAAUGUUAUGCAGAUACCAGGCCUCAACACCUUCGGAAUAUCGUUGGUCCGUAUCGAUUACGCAGUGGGUGGAAUAAAUCCUCCUCACACGCACCCAAGAGCCACUGAAGUUCUUUUUUUACUGGAAGGCCAGCUUCUUGUGGGUUUCAUUGACACCACUAACAAGUUUUUCAGCAAAACGUUGGAGAAGGGAGAUGUGUUUGUGUUUCCAAAGGCACUUGUGCAUUUCCAGCAGAAUGUGGGGCAUGAAAAUGCGGUGGCCAUAGCUGCAUUGAACAGCCAGCUUCCGGGAGCUCAGACAAUCGCCAACUCUCUGUUUGCAGCGGAUCCUCCUCUCCCAGAUUCCGUAUUGGCCAAGGCCUUCCGCAUCACCCAAGAGCUUGUCGAUUUCAUUCAGAAGAAAUUUGCAUAA